Messenger RNA from Lineus longissimus, 1212 nucleotides. Its product is annotated as leucine-rich repeat-containing G-protein coupled receptor 4-like. The transcript has a single exon. Gene Ontology annotation, molecular function: protein binding. Gene Ontology annotation, cellular component: extracellular matrix. The record is from RefSeq and is a predicted model, not a curated record. Lineage: Eukaryota; Metazoa; Nemertea; Pilidiophora; Heteronemertea; Lineidae. The coding region runs from base 1 to 1212 and encodes 403 amino acids.
AUGACAUCACGACCAGUCGCCUACCUCUUUUUUAUUGCGACCAUCUUGCACGGGGGUCACACAUUCUGUCCCGACGGCUUCCCAUGCACGUGCGAAUCGAGAGGAGACAUGUUUCGGGCAAUCAACUGCAUCGGAAGAGGACUCACAACAAUGCCGGAUUUUUCGGAAGUGGACCGAAACGCCUCGAUUCAAAGUAUCAACUUAAUGGACAACAAACUCACGCGAAUUCCGAAUAGUACGUUUGAUGACCUGAGCGUUUUCUCCGUCAUUAUGGACAACAACCCAAUCGAGGACAUAUCGCCUUUCGCUUUCAAAGGAGUCAAGGACCUGGCUACUUUAUCCUUGAGUAACUGCACGUUGACAUCGUGCCCCGUCCUAAAAUCGGCAGACAUGACAAAUCUCACCAGUCUCACGCUAUCGGCGAAUAAAAUAACGACGAUCGCGGACGACGUCUUUGCCGAUCCGCCUCCACUAAAGUUGCUGUCGCUGCGGGGGAACCAAUUGAAGCUUGGUAACCUCUCGGAAAACACGUUUGCGAGGCUCGGAUCCACUUUGGAGAGAAUAGAUCUUUCUGGUGCGGGCCUGGCGGAGAUCCCACAGAAACUUUUCGCGCCAUUGCAGAAACUCCGCGUGAUUAAAUUACAGGACAACAUGCUGGGAUCCGUCGACGCACUCGCCGCCGCAAAGUACUCCGGCGAAAAAAUUUUGAAAAAAAGUUCAUACAAUUUCAAGAACAACCAACUCAACUCCAUCUCCCCGAAAGUGUUUUUGAACCGACCGACGCCGACUACGAUUGACGUGUCCAACAACAAUCUCACCACCUUGGACUUCUUAGCUGAUUAUUGUUUCUUUGAAGGGGCCGAAGUUGUCGCCUACGGGAAUCCGAUAAACUGCGAUUGCGCGCUCUACAACGUCCUCAAGGCGCAGACCCUGGCGGUCCUUGGCGAAUGCGCCUCUCCUGCUGAAUACAAAUCCGCAAAACUACCCCCAGUUUACGCGGAGGGUUUCUUCCUACAGGCGGCCAUGGCGACAUGCAAAGGAGCAGACGAAGAGUUUCGUCGCUAUGAUUGUACUUGCAAUACCUGGCGGAAUUUCACAACAUUUCAAGAGGAGCGUGGAAAGUGUGUUACCAUGGGAUCAGGAAUUGUGAAGCCGAGUUGGGCGUUCUUGGUCAAUAUCAGUGUCAUCUUUGCAAUGGUACUUAUGAAAUAA